Molecule: messenger RNA, 234 nt
Organism: Entrophospora candida
Lineage: Eukaryota; Fungi; Glomeromycota; Glomeromycetes; Entrophosporales; Entrophosporaceae
Source: the annotation of a GenBank genome assembly
AUGUCAACUUCUUCCUCAACAACAACAUCACUGUCACCAUUUACAAUACAAGUGAUAAAGGUUACUCGAAGAUCGUCAAAUAAUCAACAACAACAACGAGAAGAAGCUGGUUUAGUAGUAAAUAUUAAUUUAGAUGCUUUAAAUGUUGCUAAAAAAAGUCUAAAUCCUUUAAUUGAUAGUACCAAAAAUAAUGGAAUGACCUUAGCGAUAAUGAACGUUUCUAGAACCAUCUGA